AUGGCCAGCAUCGACCGCUAUCGCCCUCCGCGAGAGGGAUAUCAGCCUCCUAGCCUCCAAGGGUCCGCGCGCCAUGAAAGGCCAUCCCGAUCGCCUCCUCGACGUCGCGAGGUCCCUCCGGCGGCGCCUACGCCCCCUCAGCACAGCGCGCGAACGUCUCCUCCACGGCCGCAGGCAACAUCCAGCCAACAGACACCGUUGCGAUCCGGGGAGGAAACACCGCUGGCGCUGCCGAAUCAAUGGUUCUUCACCACGGACGAGGUCCACAGCACACCCUCCAUCAUUGACGGAAUUUCUCCCGCGGAGGAGAGGCUUCGGAGAGCGAAGGGAAUCAACUUUAUAUACCAGGCUGGUGUGAUGCUCGACCUACCGCAGAUUACACUAUGGGUAGCUGGAGUAUUCUUUCACAGAUUCUACAUGCGUUUUAGCAUGGUUCAAGAGAAGGGCGGCAUUCAUCAUUACAAUAUCGCCGCAACUUCCUUAUUUCUUGCCAAUAAGACAGAGGAAAACUGCAGAAAAACCAAAGAAAUCAUCAUCGCCGUUGCUAGGGUCGCUCAGAAAAACGCAAAAUUGAUUAUUGAUGAGCAGAGCAAAGAGUACUGGCGAUGGAGAGAUAGCAUAUUAACUUACGAAGAAGUUAUGCUGGAACAACUAGCUUUCGACCUGAUGAUUGACAAUCCAUAUCGCCAUCUUUUCGAGCUUCUUGGGCAGUUGGAGGUCAUCCACAACAAGCAUCUGCGGCAGGCAGCCUGGGCAUUCUGCAACGACGCAUGCCUUACAGCCCUGCCGCUUCUGAUUGAAGCAAGAGAUGUCGCCAUCAGCUCCAUCUACUUUGCUUGUGCCCACACAAACCAACAGAUUGACGAUGUGAAUGGUGAAGGUUGGUGGAAGUUUUUGAAAGGGAGCGAAGAUUGCUGUACAAAGGCUAUUGAGGUGAUGCGUCAGUUUUACACGGAGAAUCCGCUUAGAAAGCAGAACCCGUCGCUGCCAUCACCUGCCUUCCAUCUUGAAAACACAAGGAGGCGAAAUGACGAUUUGUCUUCCAACGCUGCAACACCGAUGGAACUCGACCGAGAAAGCCACAGCCCAGCCCCCAAGGCAAACGGAGGGACAGACAGACAUUCGGACGGGAGGGACAAGGAGCACGACUCCUUAAAGGUACCAGGCGAUGGUGAAUACGCACCGCGGUCGCCCAUUAAGAGAAAAGAUACAGAAGUCGAGAUGUCGGCGGAAAGUGAAAGAGCUGAAAAGAGGGCCAGGCUCUCGGAAGAUGAAGAGGGCGAGCUGGUGGAAGAUUAA
Molecule: messenger RNA, 1299 nt
Organism: Trichoderma gamsii
Lineage: Eukaryota; Fungi; Ascomycota; Sordariomycetes; Hypocreales; Hypocreaceae
Exons: 2
Coding region: 1-1299 (432 amino acids)
Biological process (GO): positive regulation of DNA-templated transcription, elongation; regulation of transcription by RNA polymerase II
Cellular component (GO): nucleus; cyclin/CDK positive transcription elongation factor complex
Molecular function (GO): cyclin-dependent protein serine/threonine kinase activator activity
Source: RefSeq, a predicted model, not a curated record